Molecule: messenger RNA, 223 nt
Organism: Aspergillus welwitschiae
Lineage: Eukaryota; Fungi; Ascomycota; Eurotiomycetes; Eurotiales; Aspergillaceae
Exons: 1
Source: RefSeq, a predicted model, not a curated record
CCGCGUAUUGCCAAGCUCAGAAUGAUGAAGCCUAGUCAGUUGAGGUUCCGUGGUUGGUGGGCUGAGGGUGAGACACACUCAUCCAGAGAUCCAGGCUCACAGGAAAUCUUGGGAUGGUUAAGCAGAUUCCCGAUGGUGACGAUCGCUACACAGUACGGUGGCUCUUUGGUCCACCGUGUAUCAGAUAGGUUGAUUUAAGUGAUACGAUCCAGCUUGACCCGGU